Messenger RNA from Lotus japonicus, 1681 nucleotides. RefSeq names its product protein HEAT INTOLERANT 4-like. Bases 312 to 1307 code for a protein of 331 amino acids. The record is from RefSeq and is a predicted model, not a curated record. Gene Ontology annotation, biological process: regulation of cellular response to heat. Lineage: Eukaryota; Viridiplantae; Streptophyta; Magnoliopsida; Fabales; Fabaceae. The transcript is spliced from 15 exons.
AACACUGAGACUCCUACAAGUUGUCAUCAAUGCGUCAUUUCAUCGGCGGCUUACGAUUCUCACUCCAUCGCCCGCAUCGUCCUUCUUCUUUGCGAAAAUAAAAUCAUUAUAUCUAAACUAUUUUAUUGGUAAAUAAUUGUCUUUCUUGAAAAUUUCAAUUUCAAUUUUUGAAAAGUAUAAAACCAAACACAACCGAACACAACCAUUCCCGCCUCUUCAAUCCGCAUGUUGUUUUAGAUUUGAAUUGAAUCCUCCACAUUCAUUGAUCUUACAACUCCAACCCUAUUUCCUUUCUCCUCUUCUCUUCUCUCAUGGCGGCCAAAGGAACAAAGAGGAGAGCUAAGCACGAAGACGCAGCAGAACCCAAACAAAGCAAGAAGCGAUCGACGAAACCUAAACCUUCCAAGCCCGAUGAGUACUUCGAGGACAAGCGCAACUUGGAGGACUUAUGGAAGCAAACUUUCCCUGUUGGAACUGAGUGGGAUCAAUUGGAUUCUGUCUAUCAAUACAAGUGGGAUUUCUCUAACCUGGAAAAUGCAUUUGAAGAGGGUGGCGUGUUGCAUGAGAAAAAAGUUUAUCUCUUUGGCUGCACUGAGCCUCAACUGGUCUGGUUCAAUGAUGAAAGCAAAGUUGUCUGCAUACCGGUUGUUGUAGCGGUCGUAUCACCUUUUCCUCCAUCUGAUAAAAUUGGGAUUAACUCAGUUCAGAGAGAGGCCGAAGAGAUCAUUCCCAUGAAACAAAUGAAAAUGGACUGGGUUCCAUAUAUCCCUCUUGAGCACCGAGAAAGCCAGGUUGAUAGGUUGAAGUCUCAAAUUUUUAUCUUGAGUUGCACCCAAAGGAGGGCUGCUUUGAAACAUCUGAAGUUGGAUCGUGUAAAGAAAUACGAGUACUGCUUGCCUUAUUUCUAUCAGCCAUUUAAGGAAGAUGAACUUGAACAGAGCACUGAGGUUCAAAUAAUAUUUCCAGGAGAGCCAAAACCGAUCUUCUGUGAAUUUGAUUGGGAAUUAGAUGAACUUGAGGAGUUCACUGAUAAGCUCAUAGAGGAGGAGGAGUUAUCAGAAGAUCAAAAAGAUGCUUUUAAGGAAUUUGUCAAGGAAAAAGUACGUGAAGCAAAGAAAGCUAAUAGAGAGGCAAGGGAAACUCGAAAGAAAGCAAUUGAAGAAAUGAGUGAAGAAGCUAAAGCUGCAUUUGAGAAUAUGCGAUUUUAUAAGUUCUACCCUAUACAAAGUCCAAACGCACCUGAUGUAUCAAAUGUUAAGUCUCCAUUCAUUAACAGGUACUAUGGAAAGGCUCAUGAAGUUCUGUGAUUGGAUUCGAGACGAUGAUGGCCUCAUUCUCACCUGCAACUAUAGAGAUUUUGUUAUCUAUAUAUGAUUUUCGGAUCUUCAGGAGGCAACCCCUUAGUGCCCCAUAAAAUUUUAUUUAGCAGUUUUGGUGUCUGAAGGAACAUACAAUGUAAAAUAUAGCUUAUACCGGAGAAGAAAAAUAGAUGCUAAGAUAGAAAGAAUAUAUGAUAUGUUGUUGAUUUUCAAUUUCUAGAGAAUGUUGAGAUUCAGGGGCUUCAAUUUGUGUGGCUCUUGCUAUCUUGGCGCUUUAGAGAUUUUUUCCAUUUGAAGGUUGAGGCUUAGAAUUUUUAUUAGAAUUUGAAUGAAGAAAUGAAUUCACCGUUUCCUUUGAUGUA